Pectinophora gossypiella (pink bollworm) is the source of this 2837-nucleotide messenger RNA. Its product is annotated as tyrosine-protein kinase transmembrane receptor Ror-like. Gene Ontology annotation, cellular component: axon; signaling receptor complex. Bases 300 to 2021 code for a protein of 573 amino acids. NCBI's taxonomy places the organism in Eukaryota, Metazoa, Arthropoda, Insecta, Lepidoptera, Gelechiidae. Gene Ontology annotation, molecular function: neurotrophin receptor activity; ATP binding; transmembrane receptor protein tyrosine kinase activity. Gene Ontology annotation, biological process: cellular response to nerve growth factor stimulus; cell surface receptor protein tyrosine kinase signaling pathway; positive regulation of kinase activity. The record is from RefSeq and is a predicted model, not a curated record. The transcript is spliced from 8 exons.
UUUACGUCACUCAGCUACGGCCGUGCGACGCCUCGCCGCGCCACGUUAACGCGCGAAAACUUUACGUGACGAAACGUUACCAGAGAAUCUACGUAAAUAUUUAGUGUUUACUCUACAUGGAUUAAUGGAUUUUGACAGUGUUUUUAUUUCUGUGAGUUAUUUUGCGAAAAAAUUGAAUAGUUCCAUGAUAAAAUGUGUUAUCUCUCGACUACGGCAAAUGUGAGCUUUUCGUUUGUGGAUUUGUUUGGAUACAAAACAUUCAGGAUUUGUUAGUGGUGAAGUGUUUUCAAGACAACAAUAUGCGGAGAAAGGCCAACUCCACUCAAGGGGUGGAAAAAUUGAAGGGAAAGCGCAGGAAACAUCGGGACUAUGUCGAGAGGCUGGCGAGGGUAGCCAGAGAAGAGGCCCGGUUCGAGACCAAACAAAACUCUACUACAAUAUACUUGCCAGGCGGGUGCGAGCCAUUGUCAUGCGGCGCCGAGGCCGCCUGCCUACCCCACAACAACACCUUCUAUUACUGCCUGUGCACCAGCAACGGGAAACCACCCACUGACGAUUUUAAAUGCCCUAGGAGUACAGUGCCGGUGACUCCGCGGCCGAUCCACAACGUGAUCCCGCCGCGCACCAACACAUCCACCGACCGCUACCCACCGGCGCCGACCGCUCUCUCUCCGCAAUCGCCUGUGAGUGGAGGAAUGCUUGCCGAGGCCUCUUCCAACAACUACCCAAAGACAGGGACAGUUACCGCAGGUUCCGGGGCGUUACUUGCCGCUGUCGCAAUCGGUGGAGCUUUGUUACUCGUGCUGGUCUUAGCUACUGUCAUCAUGUGCUACCUCAGAAGACGCAUAGGCCUCGUCGAUGGAAAGGCUCAGCCGCGUGUCCGUCCAGGCGAACCUCUGCUAGCUGAACGGUAUAUAACGAACCCUCAGUACGGAGUGUACGGAGCGGGGAGUCUACCCACGGCCAGUACAGCACCAGGGUCGACGAUGGGUGGAGACGACACUAACAACGAGAGAGUGCCGUUACUGGAUCGCCACGCGCUCACAUUCCUUGAAGAGGUCGGGGAAGGGUGUUUCGGCAAGGUUCAUAAAGGAUUGCUAAGAACAAACAAUGGGGAAGAAAUAGUAGCAAUCAAAGUGCUGAAAGAGAGUGCGGGCCGCACCGCGGAGGAGGACUUUGUGAGGGAAGUGUCUAUCAUGUCGGCGUUCCGGCAUAACAACAUCCUCGCGCUUAUCGGGGUCGUCUACAGAGAUGAUAUCAACGCAAGUCCUUGGAUGGUGUUUGAAUAUAUGGAGUGGGGAGAUCUAGCGGGAGUAUUGCGAGGAUCAAGGGGCGGCGGGCGAGCGGGGCCCGCGCUGGAUGACCCCGCGCUGCUGCACGUGGCGCUACAGGUGGCGCGCGGCAUGCAGUACCUCGCCUCCCGCCGCUUCGUGCACAGAGACCUCGCCGCCAGGAACUGCCUCGUGGGCGCCCACCUCACUGUCAAGAUUGCCGACUUCGGCAUGUCCCGCGAUGUCUACACCUGUGACUACUACACCAUGGGCGGGGAGCGCCCCAUGCCCGUCCGCUGGAUGUCUCCAGAGAGCAUAGUCUACGCGCGAUUCACCCACGAGUCGGACGUUUGGUCGUACGGUGUAGUGCUCUGGGAAAUAUACAGCCGAGGUAAACAGCCCUUCUAUGGACACAACAACGACGGUGCAACGAAACUAAUAUUACAGGGAAUAGUGUUAGUACCUCCGGAGGAUUGCCCGCGGUUCGCAUGCGAACUGAUGAGAGAAUGCUGGAGAUCGGACCCGCGGGAUAGGAUAACUUUCGACGAAAUAUGUAGGAAAUUGGAGGUGGCCACGGCGGCGAGCGGGGUGACGACGCAGGUGCGACUACCGCGGCCGCCGCCGCCGCCGCAAGACUCAGCAGGGUAUCUGAUCCCGGCGCCGCGGCCGCCCGUGGACUACCUGGCGGCGCUGCCGGACCCCGAGCCCGAGUCGGAGUCCAGCGAGGACGAGGACGAGGAGUACACCUGACGGCGCGCACAUACGCCGGCGCCCGGCUACGUGCCGCACCACUCGCCCCGCGCCUCCACCUCGCUCGUCUUCACAUUCCCGCCGCCCGUGACCACGCCUGCGCCGCCUGAAGACUCCCGCCGACCGCACGUGGACUGCUAAACACAGAAUGCUGGGAACACAACUGGAAGGUCCAAAUCUAUAACAAUUUUAAGAUUGUUAAAUACUCUACCUAGUGUGAUAUUUUUCGUAAUACAAUACAUACCUACUGUUUUAUGUUUUAUACGUGUAACAAAAUAGAAACUGUUACCUUUCAGUACCUUAAACAACACUACUAUAAGGUUGUAUUUAAAUGUAUAUGUUUAUAAUAAAAUUCGUGCCAUAUACCAAAAAUCAAGUGUAAUGUACUAAGUGAAUUUAUUGUAAUAUAGUUUACGAUAGUUAGGAAAUCCUUAUACUUACCUCUAUUUUCUGUCGUAUAAUUGUUGACUGAUUGCAUUAAGGACGUACCUAAUCAAUUUAAAUGUGAUUAGUUAAAUAAAUAAUAAAUAAGUAAGUAUAAUAAGUAAUUAUAUAACACUGUUCAUCACUUACGGCACUUGAUAGACUGAAGAUUAUGAGACGAAUGGAGUGUUGUAAAUAAUAAAUAAAUCACAUAAUAAACAUGCAAAACUAUCCUCUGCAUUUAGAAAUUAUUGCUCCUAGAUGUAUUGGCAUACACUUCACAUUAAAAGCAUUACAAAGUUUACCUUUUCACACUAAAACCAACUUGCAUACAGAUUUAAAUAAAUUUUCAAUGAAUUCUUAAUGUUGAAGUGGAAGUGUAUCGAAAUAUUA